Molecule: messenger RNA, 1364 nt
Organism: Owenia fusiformis
Lineage: Eukaryota; Metazoa; Annelida; Polychaeta; Sabellida; Oweniidae
Source: the annotation of a GenBank genome assembly
UUAUGGUCACGUGAUAUUUUUUAUCAAAAAAAGUAAAAUAUGAAAAAUAGUGCUUAUUUUGCCGAAUUUAUCACUUUGGUAAAACCUUGAAUACUGCUAACAAAGCGCUAACAUUCAGAUGAAUGAAGAGUCUAUUGCGAAUGUUUGCCCUCUGAAAGUGAAACGGGCCGUCAUCUGAAAAUCGAAGCAAAACAAAAUGACUACAGCCAUCCAGUGAUUCCCGUUCAGAUUUGGACCUAUUAUUUACCAAAAAGUUGACAAGGUACCAAAUUACUCUUAAUUAUUAUCAUUUUUGAGUCAUUGUAUCAGUAACAUUAUAAUGGAUCCGACAACAGAUGUUGAAAAGGUAUCUGACUCAGCAGUUGAUCAUGUUAACUCAGAUACAGAUGAGGAUGGUGUUUCUGAUGAUUCCAAAGCAGAAUCUGAAGUGUCCGAAGCCACGAUAGAUUUAGAUGAUGAUGAUGACCAAGUAGAAUCUGAAACAACAAUAGAUUUAGAUGAUGAAGACAAAGUUGAAGCCGAAGCCACUAGAGAUGUAGAUGGUCAUGAUCACAUAGAUAGUACUAAAAUUGCUGAAACUAAUGCUAACCCUGGCAAAAGUAGAACUGGAAAAAAUGGUAAUUCCAGCAAUCAGGCCCGAAAUUGGUUUUGUAUGCGAUGCCAAAUUCAACUCAAAGAUCUUGAUCAUCUUAAGGCUCAUAUGGCCAGUCAUGAUGACCGCAAUGGUACCUUGGAUAUCAUAAGCUGUGAACAGUGUGGAAAACGAUUUGACUAUCGAUAUAAAUUGAAGCGACAUAUGGAAAGUCAUAUGAACAUUGUUCGUGAGAAAAAAUUCAGUUGUGAAUAUUGUGGAAAUUGUUACUCACGAGAAGCAGGGUUGAGACGUCACAGACUCGCUGAACAUGAACCUGACCAGAAAUUGUUCAAGUGCAAGACUUGCGGGAAGUCAUUUGGUGAAAAGAGACCCCUUGUAGAACACGAAAAUAUUCAUACUGGAAUUAAAUCCUUUAUUUGUGACCAAUGUGGUAGAGGAUUUAUCAACAAAUCAUAUUUGGCUAAACAUGAAAAGAGCCACAAUACAGCAGCGAAAAAGGCUUGUCACAUCUGUGGUAAACUAUUUGUGCAAAAUAGAUAUCUCAAAGUCCAUUUGCUGACUCAUACAGGACAAAAAUUAGUUAAAUGUGAACUAUGUUCAAAAUCAUUCACAACUAUGGAAUACCUGAAAAAGCAUAGAGCUAGACAUUUGAAGCCUGCUGUAAAAUCAUUCAAAUGUAACUAUUGUAUCAGUGCAUACACUGAAGAGAGAAAUCUAAGAAGGCACAUGAUGAAACAGCAUUUUAUGACCAUUCCAAAGCAAUAUUAAA